Messenger RNA from Helicoverpa zea (corn earworm), 2262 nucleotides. It is a transcript of the gene Gat, whose product is annotated as sodium- and chloride-dependent GABA transporter 1. Gene Ontology annotation, cellular component: membrane. Gene Ontology annotation, biological process: sodium ion transmembrane transport. Lineage: Eukaryota; Metazoa; Arthropoda; Insecta; Lepidoptera; Noctuidae. The record is from RefSeq and is a predicted model, not a curated record. The coding region runs from base 140 to 1963 and encodes 607 amino acids. The transcript is spliced from 11 exons.
CAACGGCAUUCCUAAUCUAGUCUACGUACUUCAACGAAAAUGUUAAUACAGUUCCCCUGAAACAUAGUAAUAGUGUGGGAAAGUACACGAGAUUACUGAAACGCUACGAUUAGAAGAAAACGGAAGAUAACCUGUAACCAUGGAAACGAAAAACGACGUACGCACAGAUGACAUCGAACUUAGCGCACAAGGUUCUAGCAACAAAACUGGCGAAGUCUCAACCAAAUCCGACUUACCCGAAAGAGGUUCAUGGGGCAGCAAGCUAGACUUUAUCCUCUCUGUCAUCGGUCUGGCCAUCGGGUUGGGCAACGUCUGGCGGUUCCCUUACCUCUGCUACAAGAAUGGUGGAGGCGCCUUCCUCAUCCCUUAUUUCCUCACCCUGUUCCUCGCUGGUAUACCUAUGUUCUUCAUGGAGUUGGCUAUGGGUCAGAUGCUUACUAUCGGUGGAUUGGGCGUGUUUAAGAUUGCUCCGAUUUUCAAAGGUAUUGGUUACGCGGCAGCAGUGAUGUCCUGCUGGAUGAACGUGUACUACAUCGUCAUCCUCGCGUGGGCCAUUUUCUACUUCUUCAUGUCUAUGAGAUCAGACGUGCCAUGGCGUAACUGCGACAACUACUGGAACACGGCCACCUGCGUGAACCCCUACGACCGCAAGAACCUGACCUGCUGGUCCACCAUGGACAUGAACACCUUCUGCACCCUCAACGGCAAGAACAUCAGCAAGGCUGUCCUGUCUGACCCCGUCAAGGAGUUCUGGGAACGCCGUGCCCUCCAAAUCUCCAGCGGCAUCGAACACAUCGGCAACAUUCGCUGGGAGCUGGCGGGGACCCUACUCCUCGUGUGGGUGCUGUGCUACUUCUGCAUCUGGAAGGGAGUCAGGUGGACCGGCAAGGUCGUCUACUUCACCGCUCUGUUCCCUUACUUCUUGUUGACUGUGCUGUUGAUUAGAGGAAUCACCUUACCCGGCGCCAUGCAAGGCAUCAAGUUCUACGUGAUGCCGAACAUGUCCAAGCUGAUGGAAUCCGAAGUGUGGAUCGACGCUGUCACCCAGAUCUUCUUCUCUUACGGUCUGGGGCUGGGAACCCUGGUAGCUUUGGGCAGCUAUAACAAGUUUACUAAUAAUGUGUACAAGGAUGCCCUAAUCGUGUGUACUGUAAACUCGAGUACAUCUAUGUUUGCUGGGUUCGUGAUCUUCUCUGUGGUCGGAUUCAUGGCUCAUGAGCAGCAAAGACCCGUCGCUGAGGUGGCUGCAUCAGGUCCCGGCUUAGCCUUCUUAGCCUAUCCAUCAGCAGUACUCCAACUACCAGGAGCUCCACUGUGGUCCUGCCUGUUCUUCUUCAUGCUACUCCUCAUAGGUCUGGACAGCCAGUUCUGCACCAUGGAAGGGUUCAUCACGGCUGUCAUUGAUGAGUGGCCCAAACUCCUCAGGAGGAGGAAGGAAAUCUUCAUCGCUAUUACCUGUGUUAUCUCGUACUUGGUUGGGCUUUCGUGUAUUUCUGAGGGAGGUAUGUACGUCUUCCAAAUCUUGGAUUCGUACGCCGUCUCCGGCUUCUGUCUGCUGUUCCUGAUCUUCUUCGAGUGCGUCUCCAUCUCCUGGGCCUUUGGCGUGAACCGGUUCUACGAUGGCAUCAAGGAAAUGAUCGGCUACUACCCUACUAUCUGGUGGAAGUUCUGUUGGGUCGGCUUCACUCCCGCUAUUUGCAUUAGCGUGUUCAUCUUCAACCUGGUGCAAUGGAAGCCAAUUAAGUACAUGAACUACGAGUACCCCUGGUGGUCUCACGCUUUCGGCUGGUUCACUGCUCUCUCCUCCAUGCUGUGCAUCCCUGGGUACAUGGUCUACUUGUGGCGCGUCACUCCUGGGACUUGGCAAGAGAAAUUCCACAAAAUCGUCCGCAUACCAGAGGACGUGCCCUCUCUGAGGACCAAAAUGCAGGCUGAGGAGCAAGCCAAGCACAACAAGGCUUAAACCCACUCCCUCCCACUUAACAUCAGGAUCUCAGACUAAGGGAUUCGGAAAGUAGCACCUUAAUCCUGUAUGGUUAGAGUUGAUAUUCCAUUGGAGUUAUAUUUCUUCAGAGUAGCUAUCGUAUUAUAUUUGCGGAGGAUUUGGUUAUGAAAAUAAUUAUAUUAUUUGAAAUAUUGAUACUAACCAUACAGGAUUACAUACCGUGGGAAGAAAAAAGAAAUUCUAAAACAACGCACAAUUUUAUAUCAUAUCCUAUUUUGUGCCAAAUAUAACUGUGCCAUAUAAUGAAUUAUAAAAUC